UUCCAUUUCUUCCGCCGAUACUAAUACAAACAAGCUCAUGUUCAAAGCCAAGGAUCGAGUUUAAAAUAGCGUGCACCCACCGUUUUCCUAGGCCAGCAAGUUAAGUUAGGUGUAUAGACCUCUGUUCAGGUUAGCCUAAUAAAGUAAUCACAAGAGGAAAAAAAAGUCGAAACAGAAAUAUAGGUAAAAAAAAACAUGGCGGAUAAGGUUGUACUGUACAGCUAUUUUCGGAGCUCUGCUUCAUGGAGAGUUAGAAUUGCUCUAGCUCUCAAAGAAAUAAAGUAUGAAUAUAAAGCAGUUCAUCUUGUCAAAGAUGGAGGACAACAGUACAAAGAGGAAUACAAAAAGCUUAACCCGAUGGAACAAGUACCAACACUUGUUAUUGAUGGACACACAUUGAGCCAAUCUCUGCCAAUUAUAGAAUACUUGAAUGAGAGAACUCCAGACCCACCACUGCUCCCUAAGGAUUUGUAUGGCAGAGCAAAGGUUAGAGCUUUAUCUGAACUUGUAAACAGUGGCAUCCAGCCCCUUCAGAAUCUCUCGGUGCUGGAAAAAAUUGGUGACGGCAAAGAGGAAUGGGCUAAAUUCUUUAUUGAAAAAGGACUAAAAGCUCUUGAGUCAUUCUUGCAAGAGACUGCUGGUAAAUACUGCUAUGGCGAUUCUGUUACCAUGGCAGAUCUUUUUCUAGUUCCCCAGAUCUAUAAUGCCAAAAGGUUUAAAAUAGACAUGGCCCAGUUCCCAAUAAUUAGCCGGGUACAUGAUGCACUUGUUGAGCUACCUGCCUUCAAGGCUGCUGAUGCAUCAAGACAGCCUGACACCCCUGAGGAGAUGAGGGCCCCUUAGUUUAAAAAUUUAAAUCUACAAGCUUAGAUUACAUUUUUGUAUUGUUUUUGUUAAUUAGUGUCAUACUUAGAAAUAAUGCAUUUCCUUCUUAAGCAUUUUUUGUAUUUGUAAUGAAACCUUAACAAGAAAAUUGUUAAUUAGCAUCAUACUUAAAGUUAUACAGUUUGUUAUUUUUUAAAUUUGUGGUGUAAGUGCAACCUUAACUAAUAGUUGUUUUUGUUUUCUUUAAUAAAAAAAGUUUCUGUUGUGUUUUUAUUAAUAAAAAUGAUAUUUUAAUGUAAUAAUUGGUUGCUUGAUAAUUCUUCACUCAUCACAUUGAUGAUCUAUUCAGAAUAGUUUUUGUUUAUACUACUAAACAUGUCAAUUGAAAUAGAAUCUUGUUUGAAGUGUUUGUUAAAAAUGUAUAAACAUUCCAGCUUUUUUAAUAUCAGUUUUAUUCAGAAAACAAGAAAUCAGAAUUAGAAUCUCUGUUUAAAAAUAUUACAUAGAGUUUAACUUUACCUUUUUUUUUUUUUAAAAAGGCAGUUCAUUUACUUAGACAGUAUUCAAUUUCUAAAAAAUAUUUUUUAGUUUAGAUUAGUUUUAUAAUAAAAUUGCAAUAGUGAUGUCUAUUUAAUGGUUUGGGAACAAAGACUACCAAAGUUUCUAUUUUUAAAAUCAAGUUAAGUUAGGUAAAUUAUAUGAAUCUCAAGUGAUUAAAUGUAUUUUUUCCUGUGUAACACAGUUACCUCCCCUGGAUUGUGGUUCUUGUUUCCUAACAAAAAUACAACUUUUAACACUAUAACUUAGUAAAAGCCAAUAUAUUGAUACACUGUUUAUUCUUUAAAAUGUACUGUAACAAGUAUUAAAAAUAAAUGUGUUACAAAAUUUAUAUCUUUGAAAAAAAAUGAAUUGUUGCUUCAGAGAGGUUUCUUCUUUAUCAUACUUUAAAAACUUUUUGGAAUUUACAUAAAAUUAACCAUGUUAUGUUGAUUUUGUAUCUAAAAUGCAUUUAAAUGAAAUCUUAUGUGGCCUUGAAUAUGUUUUUUGUCAAAUUUUAGUGUUAUUUUUGUAUGCCAUUUAUUUCAUCCAUUUUAUAGAUGAUAGUCUGAUUAAAUUAAUUUUCAACAACUGUUAGUGUUAUUCUACUGCAGCAUUUACUAGUAAUAAAAUUAUCCGGUGUGAA
This is a messenger RNA of Physella acuta, 2008 nucleotides long. Its product is annotated as maleylacetoacetate isomerase. Gene Ontology annotation, molecular function: maleylacetoacetate isomerase activity; glutathione transferase activity. The record is from RefSeq and is a predicted model, not a curated record. Gene Ontology annotation, biological process: glutathione metabolic process; L-phenylalanine catabolic process. Gene Ontology annotation, cellular component: mitochondrion; cytoplasm. Lineage: Eukaryota; Metazoa; Mollusca; Gastropoda; Physidae.